GGCCCCCAUAAAGCUAAGUUCUUUACUUUCUCUUUGAUCUUCGUCCCCAAGUCGAGCGAAGACAGUACUGUCAAAGACAUGGAUGCAGAGGAGCACAAAUUGCGGCUCAGCCAGGAUCCAGAGUGGGCAGACGUGACACCAAUCCCACAAGAUGAUGGACCAAACCCAGUUGUCCCCAUCAAUUACAAGCCAGAUUUCAUUGAAACCAUGGGCUAUUUCCGUGCUGUUUACAAAGCUAAUGAGUUUUCUCCUCGUGCACUUCAACUCACUCAUCAAGCUAUUCUCUUGAAUCCUGGAAAUUACACUGUGUGGCAUUUCAGAAGAUUGAUACUUGAUGCAUUGGGCAUAGACUUGAAUGAAGAACUGAAUUUUAUGUCGGGGAUUUCAGAGAGCAACCCCAAAAAUUAUCAGAUAUGGCAUCAUAGGCGGUGGAUUGCUGAGAAAUUGGGAACCGAUGCCGCAUCUAAGGAACUUGAGUUUACAAGGAGGAUGCUUUCUCGUGAUGCCAAAAAUUAUCAUGCCUGGUCUCAUAGGCAGUGGGUAUUGCAGGCCUUAGGAGGGUGGGAAAAUGAACUCGACUACUGUCAUCAGCUGCUUGAACAAGAUGUUUUCAAUAAUUCUGCUUGGAAUCAAAGAUAUUUUGUGGUAACUAGAUCUCCCCUCCUGGGAGGCCUAGAAGCCACGAGAGAGUCAGAAGUAAAGUACACUAUUGAGGCCAUUUUAGGCAACCCUGGGAAUGAGAGCCCAUGGAGAUAUCUUCGCGGCCUCUACAAAAAUGACCCCAAGUCUUGGAUCAGCGAUCCUCAGGUUUCUUCUGUAUGUUUGAAGGUUUUGAGUGCUGAAGCCAACCAUGUCUUUGCUCUGAGCACACUUUUGGAUCUUCUCUCCCAUGGUUUCCAAGCUAACCAAGAGUUUAGAGAUGCUGUAGAUUCUCUGAGACCUUCAAACUCCGACCCAGCAGAUUCUGACUUAGCAAAAACAAUUUGUUCUAUCUUGCGGCAUGUGGACCCAAUGAGAGUUAACUAUUGGACAUGGCGCAAGAGCAAGUUGCCUUCGUCAGUCUCUGUAUAGGUGAAGCACCCAUCUGUGGCUUUCUAUUCUUGUUAGUUUAUAAGAGAUGGUUAGUGAGGACAAGACGGUAGCAAGGACCGAGGGCGUGGUUUUGAAAAUGACGUUCUGGUGACUUGAAUGAUUAAAGAGUACGGAAAACCCCAAUCAAAUUUGAUUUUGGCUUGGCAUUCUAGUUAAACUUCUUUCAAGGCCAACUAAUUCACUCAAACAUCCACCAUAUUUGUAACUGACUGCACCUUGUGUUUUUUUGUGUGGUGUGUUGCAUUACUAGACCAUAUAUUCAAUUCCGUUAAACUUUUAUAAUACAAUGGUGCUUGACGUUUGUAGUA
Populus nigra (black poplar) is the source of this 1400-nucleotide messenger RNA. RefSeq names its product protein farnesyltransferase/geranylgeranyltransferase type-1 subunit alpha. Gene Ontology annotation, biological process: protein farnesylation; protein geranylgeranylation. The record is from RefSeq and is a predicted model, not a curated record. The transcript has 5 exons. Lineage: Eukaryota; Viridiplantae; Streptophyta; Magnoliopsida; Malpighiales; Salicaceae. Gene Ontology annotation, molecular function: CAAX-protein geranylgeranyltransferase activity; protein farnesyltransferase activity. Gene Ontology annotation, cellular component: protein farnesyltransferase complex; CAAX-protein geranylgeranyltransferase complex; cytoplasm. Bases 79 to 1071 code for a protein of 330 amino acids.